Bufo gargarizans (Asiatic toad) is the source of this 2313-nucleotide messenger RNA. It is a transcript of the gene ORC3, whose product is annotated as origin recognition complex subunit 3. NCBI's taxonomy places the organism in Eukaryota, Metazoa, Chordata, Amphibia, Anura, Bufonidae. The transcript is spliced from 21 exons. Gene Ontology annotation, molecular function: DNA replication origin binding. The coding region runs from base 146 to 2275 and encodes 709 amino acids. Gene Ontology annotation, cellular component: DNA replication preinitiation complex; nuclear pre-replicative complex; nuclear origin of replication recognition complex. Gene Ontology annotation, biological process: DNA replication; DNA replication initiation. The record is from RefSeq and is a predicted model, not a curated record.
UGCGGGAAGGAGUCGGUGCCAGGUGUGUUUACCGGAUGACGGGGUCUUCUCAUGAUGCCCACUGCAUUCCGCCGCAAAGGAAUAGUGAUUGCACCUUCCAUCUCUGGUGGCAUGUGACUGGCAGGAGGUGAACGUGGACUUCAAUAUGACAACAUCAUCAGUUUCCAAGGGCUGCUUUGUGUUCAAGCCUAGUGCAAAGAAGAAAAAGCUUCCUCUUACAGCAGCUGACUAUUUUGUUGAAAGUCUUAAGAAUUCUGAAGAUGGCAGAAUACGUUUUGAGAGCUGCCAGUUCCUGUGGCAGCAGAUGAAAUCUCAGACAGAGCAAUUGCAGGAGGAGCUGAACAAGAAGCUUUUUGACAAUCUCAUAAGCUUUUUGAAGAAAUCUCACUCAGAUUUUCAGGACAGAAAAAAUGACUGGAAUUGCCGGGUGAGGUCCAGUGAAAUCCCUACUGCUGCCCUCUUACUUGGUGUCAAUGUCACUGACCAUGAUCUAACCUUCAACAUGCUCUCGGAUGUUCUUAAUGAACAUGUAACUCCAUAUGUAGUUUUGUUACAAGCAAAGGAAUGUCCAGGAAUAAAACAGCUUCUUCAGAAGCUCCUUUCCCAGCUUAUGGGAUGUGGAUCAGAGCUCGAUCUUGAUGAAGAGGAUGACCAUACUCCUAUUUCUCAGAGAAAGAUGAACUUCUCCAUGGCCUCUCUUUCUGGAUGGUAUCAGGAAAUGACAAAGAAAGCACAUUCUCCAAAGAAAAAGAGACCAGCUUCCUUGGAACAUUACCAGGCACCUCCGAUAGUUGUGGUCUUCAAAGAUCUCGAAAGUUUCACAUCUUCAGUUUUGCAGGAAUUUAUUGUUAUUAGCAGUCGUUACUGCAGGGAGCUGCCUCUGGUUUUGGUAUUUGGCAUCGCCACUUCCCCGAUGAUAAUCCACAGACUUAUGUCUCACUCUGUGUCUUCUCUGCUGUGUAUAGAGCUGUUCCAGUCCUUAUCAUGUACGGAACACUUGGCAACUGUAGUAGAUAAGCUGCUUCUCUCCAAUCAGUUUCCAUUCAAGCUAAGCGGGCGAGUUCUGCAGGUCCUCAUCACAAUAUUUUUGUACCAUGAUUUCUCUGUGCACAACUUCAUCAAGGGUCUUCAGCUUUCUGUGGUGGAGCAUUUUAACGCUCAGCCUUUGAGUGUCCUAUGUUGUGAUCUCCCAGACAUGAAACAUAGAGUGAAGAGCUUAUCACAUAAUCAGUGUGAAAACGUUCGUCAUUUGCCAUCUUUUAUGAGUUUUGUUGAAAGUCAGACACCAGAAGUACAAGUGAAGCUCCUGACUGAUGACAACUAUUUAAAGGAGAUGACCCAAAAGUUUUUACAAUCUUUGCAAAUGUAUCAUGAAAAUUAUACCCCAGUUUUGAGGUGCCUUCAUCAUUUUACGUGCAUUCUUCCUAAAUAUCCCCUAGGAAAGCAGAUUCGAGAACUUUAUUGUGCUUGUUUAGAAAAGAAUAUAUGGUAUACAGAAGAAUAUAAGUCAGCAUUAAACCUCCUACGGAUGCUGGCCAAGGAUGAACUGGUGGCCACGCUUCAGAAGUGUUUGGAGGUUUUGAAUCCAUAUUCUGGAAGACAGCUUGACAGUGCAUUGAAAAAAUUGAAGGAACUUUUAGCUCAAUUCCAGUGUCUUGAAGGAGAUAAUUUGGAAAAUGUAGACAAUGAGGAGAGUUCCACACAAAAAGGGCUGCAGAAAAAGACUGACCUGUACCAGCUUCAGAAAACACUACUAGAAAUGAAGGAAACUAGAAGAACAAAGAAACACAGUAGAUUUGAAUCCCUUCGCCUUGAGGUGGUGGAUUUCCUUGAUGGCCUUGUUAGAGAUUACUUAACCCCUCCGGAAGAGCAGCCGCUGUAUGAAGUUGUGUAUUUUAGUUCUGCUACCAUCCUCCGCAAACACCUGAAUGCCGUGCCUCGUAUUGCCCUGCACACAGCUCUGAACAACCCUUCAACCUAUUUAAAGUCCUUGGAAAAUGAUGGAACCUUGUCCAGUGCAGCUCCUGAUAUAUGCAUUGCAUACAAGCUGCAUCUGGAAUGUGGAAGACUCAUUAACCUCUAUGACUGGUUAGAGGCAUUUGCAACAGUUGUUAACGCUGAUGAGGACAGAGAUUCGGAUUCCCUGAAGCAAGUGGAUGAUAUGACUCACGCUCGUUUCAUCAGAGCGGUUUCUGAGCUGGAGCUCCUUGGAUUUGUAAAGCCUACAAAGCAGAAGACUGACCAUGUGGCAAGGCUGACCUGGGGUGGAUGUUAACUUGAAUAUCUUUGAAAACUGUCAAUAAACUUAAACUG